UGGUAGGGUAAAUGCAGGUGCAAGAAGGAACGAAUCAGGGUUGGGGAAGACCAAGUUUAAAAUGAGAUUGGUUUAUGAUCAUUUUUUCGGUUUCCAUCCAGAAAACCUUCAACACAAUUACCUUUUUUCAAUUUAAUGGCUGCAGAACACCAAAUAUCCAUACCACCAGCUGAAGAAGAAGCUGAUGACCAAGUGGAAAAACUGUUUUCCAAGUUGGCUUUGCUGGAACGGUUUAUGGAUGAAGCAGAGAGGAGGAGUUUGAAGGAGACGGAGGCCAAGGAAUGGAUGAAAGAAUUGAUGGAUUUGUGUUAUGCGGCUCAUGAAUGGUGGGAUGAAUUUAGAAUCAUCAGUACCGAACACAAAAAUGUUGUUCUUAAUGAUUGGGUGGAUGAUGAUGAGGCGGAUGAUGAUAAUGAUGAUGAGAAAGCAGAGCAAAGUAUGAUGAAGAAAAUGAUGACACUGAUUAAGUUUUCUUCAAAGAAGGUGCGUUCUUUUGUUCCGUUUCUUUGCUUUCGCCUCAAAAAUGUUUUGGUAAAAAGUGAUAAUGAUCUGAAAACAAAGGUUUUGAAUGACAAGUUAGAUAAACUUUUGCAAGAUGCAUCUCAAUCCAAGGUUUUCAACUUGACAAGUAAUGUUAUUGGUAGUAGUAGUAGUAGUAGUAGUGAUAAUGUUCAAUGUCUUCCAAUUAUUGCUGCUACUCUGCGACUUGAUAAUUCAAUCAAGUUUCAUAAUGAAGAUCAAUUUCGGUUUUUACUUAGAACCGUAAUUAGAGAGAGUGAGCAAAGUUUAUCUGUGACGAGGGUCAUCACUAUAGGAGGAAAACCGGGUUUAGGAAAGACCACAACAGUUAAGCUAAUAUAUAAUGAUGAUAAAGUGAAGCAAUGCUUUCAACUUAGAAGAUGGGUAUCCGUAACAGGCAAUUUGAAAGAAUGUUUGGAAAGAAUCGCCAAGGAUAUCAUCGGGGUGAGCCAAGAAGAAGGCGGCGGCAUUCAAGUUUCGGGGCUGUCAUGGAAAUCAUUGUUCCGUAUCAUAGAGGACUUCAUUUCCAAGAUGAAGUUCUUGGUUGUCAUGGUCCUCAUGGAUGAUGAUGUCUGGGAUGAGGAAGACUUCAGUCUUUGGGAACAACUUAACGAAGUCCUCAAUCAUGGUGCUCCAGGAAGCAUAAUUCUCGUGACGUCGCAUAAUCAGAAGACACUGAACAGAAUUGGAAACGUUGGCUGUAGUAUGCAUCCUAUGCCUUUAGAGCAAAGCUGGCAAAUGUUACAAGAGAUAUCAUUGUCUAGAAGACCCGAGUUGCGCGAAAGCGUGGAGGUGAUCGGGAGAGACAUUUGUAAAAAGUGUAAUUGCUUCCCCUUUGCUGUAAAGAUUAUUGCAACUCAUUUACGGUUUAAGAACACUGUGGAAGAGUGGAAAGAAGUUCUCAACCAUGAACUGUGGGAACAAUGUCACUUUGAGGAAUCCGCGGUAAGGAUCAGUUACAACGACUUACCCUUGCCAUUACAACGUUGCUUCUUAUAUCUGGCAUCCUUUUCUAGAGAAUUCGUGUUCGAUGUUGAUCAGCUCUUGAGGUUGUGGAUGGCAAAAGGUUAUCUUGGUCCUCCAAGUCAAGAUGACAAAAGGAAGAGAAAGAAAGGUCUUGAAUACUUUUCCCAAUUGAUGAACCGUUCUUUCUUUCAUAACUUUGUCAAGGGUUCUGUUCAUAAGAACAAGAUAAUCAGUUUCCAGAUGGAUGCUAGAGUUCAUGACUUUGCUGCAGUGAUUCUCAAAUCGGAACCAUCAACUACUCCUGAAGUCGUUGACAAUGGAAAGAUGCCUAGUUAUCUCAUUGUUUCUCAUCCUAAUGGCCCCAAGGAAUUGUUUAGGCAGUUUGAUCAAUUUAGAUUCAUAAAAGUAUUGGAUCUAUCUUCUUGUCAACUAAGACAUCUCCCAAACGUAGUAGAAAGGUUGAUACUCUUGGAAUACUUAAACUUGAGUAACAAUCAAUUGAAACAUUUGCCUGAAGCUGUAUGCAAUCUGUAUUAUCUUCAGUUUCUUGAUGUUCAUCUCUGUUACGUAUUGUCCCACCUUCCUCAUAGGAUCCGAGAGUUUCAACAGUUGAAACACCUCAGGAUGGACCACACAACAGAUGAGUUACAACAAAUGCCGCGAGGAUUUGAGCAAUUGACUUCCAUUCAAACACUGGAUGUCUUCAGGGCGGGUGGAAAGUACAAUGACAUUGCAGUGUUGAAGGACUUUAUUAAUCUUGAAGAGAUCUGCAUUGUCAUUCAUGGAAAAGUAAAGUUGGAAGACGCAGCACUGGAGAGGAAAACUAAGAUAGAAAGCUUAGAAUUAUGUUUUGUAGGGGAAGGACUUGAUGUAGCAGUGGUGACAUCAGUCAGGCAAAUGGAACCGCCUCCAAACCUAGGAAUGCUCAAGUUGGAGGGUUAUCAAGGACUGGAACUCCCAAAGUGGAUAGUGGCACCUCCUCUCCUGGAUAAAUUGACAAGAUUGACUGUAAGAUCGCCUCUAAAUCUUGUUUCCUUGCCUGAGCUGUGGAAAUUGUCAUCUCUUACAUUUCUCUGGCUUUAUGACAUUCCGAAAUUAAAACACCUGGAUCGGGAAUUCUUUGGUCUGCCCAAGCCUAGAAAGAAGGAGGAAUGGGAAAGCGAGGACGAUGUUGAGUAUUUCAUUCCAAAGAGGGUAGUGUUUCCCAGUUUGAUAACAUUACGAAUUGAGUAUAUGGAGAAUUUAGCAACAUGGGAGGAUCUAGGUAAAGGUGAAGAGAAGUACUACAGGAAAUGCACAAUCAUGCCAAACCUGGAGGAGUUUGCUAUCAAUGGCUGCAUGAAGCUAGAUGCGCUACCUGAUCACAUCCUUGGAAGGAUGCCUACGGUGAACAUUACCCGCGAUGGCCAGACUUACUCAAUUCCUAAGGAAAAAAAGGCGGGAGGCUUAUUCCAUUUCAAAAGGUGACCGGUUUGAUAUUGGAAGCAAUGAAUGAAGUAGUGAAAGGAGUCUAAAGAAAAAGCCACAAAGCUACCUACAUUUGCUUCCUUCUUUCCUUCCCUUUUCAACGUUUUGUCCUUCAAUUCAUGUUUGUGGUCCCUAUAUAAUGCUAUGGUUUUUU
Oldenlandia corymbosa var. corymbosa is the source of this 3106-nucleotide messenger RNA. NCBI's taxonomy places the organism in Eukaryota, Viridiplantae, Streptophyta, Magnoliopsida, Gentianales, Rubiaceae. The record is from the annotation of a GenBank genome assembly.